Messenger RNA from Babesia sp. Xinjiang, 378 nucleotides. RefSeq names its product Autophagy-related protein 8. The transcript is spliced from 3 exons. The record is from RefSeq and is a predicted model, not a curated record. Gene Ontology annotation, biological process: cellular response to nitrogen starvation. Lineage: Eukaryota; Apicomplexa; Aconoidasida; Piroplasmida; Babesiidae. The coding region runs from base 1 to 378 and encodes 125 amino acids.
AUGGCGGAUAGGAGUAGUUCUGAUCGAUCUGAUUCGUUCACUGAGAGUCAGCUUGAAGCUUAUAAUUUGCGGGCCCGUUUUGUUAACCGCAUCCCGGUUAUGUGUCUGCCAAGGAACAAGAAUACUACUCGUAUAGAGAAAUCAAAAUUCUUGGUUCCUUCAACUAUGAUGUACGCUGAGUUCAAGUAUAUUUUGCAAAAACACCUCGUCUCCCAGAACGCCAAGGACACAAAUUAUGUUGCGAAGAAUGCCACUAUUUUCCUAUAUGUGGGUGAUAUAGUGCCAGUUUCUCAAACGGCUAUUGGAGAAUUGUAUCGAAAAUACGGUUCAGACGGUAUCCUCUAUAUGACCUACGCUAACGAGAAUACCUUGGGCUGA